AUGACGAGUACGUGUCCAUGGAGCAUAUCACCAAGUGAUCCAGAGAAAUCUCAGCCGAGUAUGCAAGCUUUAAUUGACGAAGCAUUGGCUCUGAGUCUCUACGAAAAAGAGGUGAAUGCUUUAGAGCGAGAGAUGAAUCCCGAGCAUAGGAGCAGUGUUUUUACCAAUAUACAGCGUAACAAGGAAAAACGGGACAUGGAGCGUAAUAAAGGACUUUUGAGUGCUGAUAGCUUUGAUGUCAUGAAUGAAGCCGCCCCAGGUGAGGAUUCAAUGGCUCCCUCCGUGUUGACGCGCUCGCCUGCUGCUGUCACAGGCACUGCAGCAUUGGCUCGUGCUAGAGUCGCAGGUUCCUUGUCCAUGGAAGAUGCAGAUCAUGGAGGUGGAAAAGGCAAGGGAUUUACAUCACUUAGGGAGAGUAUCAGGCGUCAACAAAAGAGUGAAAAGAAAGGCUUUGGAACAGGCCGAGUGGCGGCAGAAGCUCAUGCUACGACGGAUGGUGUCAUGGAUGAGCGAACCACUUUGAUCUUGCAGAAAAUGAUUAAUCGAGGAGAGUUGGACGAGGUGCAUGGAUGUGUACAAAGUGGCAAGGAGGCCCAUGUAUACUAUGCCAUGGGCAGAGAUGAAGCGACGAUGCAGCCGGUGCAGCUCGCGGUCAAGAUCUUUCGUACGACGCUGAACGAAUUUGGUAAUCGCCACGAGUAUGUGACGGGCGAUCGUCGUUUUGAUCUUAACUUUCAAAAGAAGGACCAACGUCGACAGAUUAAAGCUUGGACGGAUAAGGAGUAUCGCAACUUGUGUCGUGCUGCUAAAUGCAACAUUCGUGCACCAACUCCGGUGGUAUGCAAAGAACACGUAUUGGUGAUGCAAUUUGUAGGAGCGGAUGGGUGGCCAGAGCCCACGUUAAAGGAUGUACAGACGGAUUUGUCGCCGAAGCAACAGGCUCGCGCGUAUGCUGAUGUUCUUCAGGCGACCCGUGGUCUUUACCAGCGUGCACACUUGGCAGUUGACCGCACUCACCCGGGCACGGAGAAGCUCCUGAGGCGUGACCUGCACACUAUCAAUCGGUUUUUCCAGCGUGGCGACUUGUCUGAGGCCACCGUUGACGAAAUUGGUCUCCUCUCUGAUGACAAGGCAUAUGAAUACGUGGUGAGUGAGAAGCCAAAAGAGGUGAUGGCUGACUAUCCCACUCUAGCAACAUUGCUGGAAGAGUUGACUGAUGUGCCUGAGAUCCCAGAAGAAGAAGAGGCGGAUGAAGCGGAAGAAGCAGAGAACGAGGAAGCACACAUUGCAGAAGAGUCGCCGAAUGAGCACACUAAUGACGUCGGGGCUGCACUAGCAGAAAAGUCUCCGGAAUUGUCAAAGAACGAGCACGAUGGACUAUGA
Molecule: messenger RNA, 1383 nt
Organism: Peronospora belbahrii
Lineage: Eukaryota; Oomycota; Peronosporomycetes; Peronosporales; Peronosporaceae
Source: the annotation of a GenBank genome assembly